AUGAUCAAGAGGCGUGCACGCGACAACCAGCUUCAGAAAAACAAGCAGCUUCUCCUGAAGCUCACAGUCAGUUUUCAUCAGCCUCUCCACCACGUGAAGGAGGGUUGGAUUGUCCAGCCCCUGGACCAUUUCAACCAACAAAAUAGCAACACCUUCCCUCAGUUUCCCAAUCUGGUGUAUGGAGCUGUGGCCUCCUCUGCUCCAGUCAAGGCAAAGCUGGACUUUUCUGAGUAUAACAACUUUCCCAAUCUGGUGUAUGGAGCUGUGGCCUCCUCUGCUCCAGUCAAGGCAAAGCUGGACUUUUCUGAGUAUAACAACGUUGUUGGCUUGAGCCUGUUGAAUGAGGCAGUUGGUGGCUCAGAGAAGUGUCUGUCUAAAGUGCGUGAAGCGUUUGCUGCAGUGAAAGAAGCACUGAUGAGUGGAAAUAUCAACCAGGUAGCCUCAGACUUUGGAUGCUGUCAAAUCCCCAAGGAUCCGUAUGAUCAGAUUGAGCUGAUGCAAAGCUUGGCCGACAUUUUCAUGGGAGCAGUGCAGUACAAUGAAGAGGGGGUACUCAUGUCGAUAAAUGAGCUCUGUGGCAUAAUGACCAACAGCAGCCAGGAAUAUCAGGAUGAGAUGGAAGCCUACAACCGCCUUGUUAAACUCUCACAGAUUUACCGAUUCACCAGUAAGGAGCCGUGUUUGGACAUCUCCUAUGAGAAAUCAAUGAAGGAUCUGAUGGACACGUCAGUCCAUGCCGGCAGAAGAGGAGAGAGACAGUGGACCUACCAGACAUGCACUGAAUUUGGCUUCUACCAGACUUGUGAGGACGCCACUUGUCCUUUCUCUGGGAUGUUGACCCUGCAGGAUCAGACUAAGCUCUGUACCACGCUGUUUGGUAUUUCCCAGCAUUCCCUGCCUGCUCGCAUCGCCUUCACAAACACUUACUUCGGAGGAGACAACCCACACACACACAGCAUCCUUUAUGUUAAUGGAGGAAUCGACCCGUGGAAGACGCUGUCGGUGGUGCAGGACGGGACUGAGGAAGGAGAGGAGGCCCAGACAAUUUUCAUUAAGGACACUGCUCACUGCGCUGACAUGUCGAGUAGAAGAGUCACAGACCGCAGCUCGCUCACGAAAGCCAGACAGGAGAUUGAAAAACACGUGGCUAACUGGCUAAAGACAGCUGCACAGGAGAAGCUGGAGAAAGGAACGUCCUGAUCAGAUCACGUUAUAACCCGAUCAGCCCUUAUCACCCUCGUCUGAAGCUGAUAAGAAAUAGUUAAUAAUCUGUCCUCCGCCUCCUCCUUCUCCUGCUCAUCAUCUUCCAUUUCCUCCCUCCUGUUCUCUGCCCCUUUGCUGUCCAUCUAUAACAAUCUCAUAGCACAGAGGCCGAUCUGUGUAUUUAUGUGUUGUGCUUUUCGAGAUUUUCCUCUUAUGUCUUUAUUUUGGACUUUGUGCUGAACAUUUCCGAUGUUUAGGCUGAUUGAGUUUUUAGAGGUUUGUGUUCUUAACAGCCAUUUCUCACUGAUUAAUUUUUAAAUGGUGCUAGUAAAAUAAAAUGUUUUUCGUUUUUUUUUUUGUUUGUUUUUUAGCUGAGUUUUGUUUUUGAAGUAUUCCUCAGUUGUCAUAACCAUUAAGUGUCACUAGGGUGUGAUAUUGCUACAUGA
Molecule: messenger RNA, 1649 nt
Organism: Neolamprologus brichardi
Lineage: Eukaryota; Metazoa; Chordata; Actinopteri; Cichliformes; Cichlidae
Source: RefSeq, a predicted model, not a curated record